AACCACAUCACGCAACCAACAAUCAAUUUUUUGUCUUUUUUUUUUCCUUUCUUUCUUUCUUUUCGACAUCCAUACAUUUUUCUUAGAAAGGAAAAAUUAAAAUUCUUAAGGAAGAGAGCAAAGUUUAUAUAAGUGAAAACCACCCCAAAGAAUUUUCCUUAUACAUACUUCAGUACCUUCUACAUUCCUACUACUACCUACACCAGCAAGCUUACUACACAUUAGCAGGUGUUUCCUAAGACUAAUACUAUAGUUUACGGUUAGGACAGUUCGUUGGUUUUUUUUGCCCCCCAAAAAGAGAGAAAAGUUGUGAUUUUUUUCCACAUUUUCGUGAACAAAAACCAAUUUUCCUGCAUAUAGUUGAAUUCUGACACCUUGAUUGGUUGAUUUCAGAAACACCACCAGAUUUUUUUUCGCACAAGCACUCAAAUUCAAACGUUUGAAUUUCACCCUUGUGCCGAGCUACUUGAUUCUCACUUUUUUUUUGGUUCCUUCAUACACAACCAAAAAGCACGUGAUUCAUUUUAAUUAUUUUUUUUUGGAUUCAUAUAGAUUAUAAUUAAAGUCGUACAACCGAAAAUGGCUUUAUGUUCACAAGCAUUCAAUGGUCCUACUAAGCGUAGUUGCCAAAGCAAGGUCCAUACAUCAUCCAAAAAGAGGAUGUGCUUAUCCAGAUUCCCUUCCAUCACAUCCUCAGUUGAUUUUGUUGGUAUAAGUUCUUCAUAUAGUCAUAGUCCCAAGAAGUCGGUUUGUAUUUACUCAUCAUCAUCUGAGGAAGAUGAAGAUUCUGCUGAUGAACAAUCUUGUUAUAAUGCUGAUCAAGUUAGAGCUAAGAGAAGAGCUUCGUCUCGGAUUUCUUUUUCUUUGAAUAAAGAUAUCUCCAAGGCUGUUUCUCAAUACAGUGAUGAUGAAGAAGAAGAUGAAUGUGAUAAAGACGAGCCAAAGAAAAGUUAUCAACAUUGUCGUCGUAUUUCUGCUGAUUCUAUGAAGGUUACCAAGAUGAUGGUUUCCGACGAUGAGGAUGAUGAAGAAGCUGACAAUUUAGAUUGCAAGUUAUUGAGUGGGAACACUCCAAUUUCUAGUAGUAUUUCAUUGAAUAUUCAUGGCGGUGAUCGCAAUGUUGUUGUCGAUGAAGAUGUUGAUGGAAAAUGUAACAUUCCAACAUCUGAUAAAACAUCUAGAUCUCGCUGUUUUGAAUAUUUAGUUGGUGCAAUAGAUGAAGCGUGGGCAAGAUACUGUGAUGCUACCACUCACGUUGAAGAUGAAGUCUAUGGAUAUGAUACUCCUAGAUCAGUUGCUACUGAUGAAGAAGAUAAUUUCUUUGAUAAUACUACUGAUAUGACUGAGUAUGAAGAUUCAGAUUUUGAAAACAAUCACGAAAAACCACAAUCACAACAACAACCACUUGCACAACAACAGCAAGUACCACCAACUUUGUUACAACAACAACAACCAUCAUUCAGGAGGCGGAUGUCUUCUGCAAGUUCCAUGUCAUCUAAAGACGACCCAUCAUCAUGCCAAUUACAAGAAUUGAAGAAUAGAUUGACCAAAGCCAAGUAUUAUUUACAGGAUUUGGUUGAUUCCGAUGAUUAUGAUGAAGUUGCAUCAUUUUGGAAACGUUGGGAUAUGAUUAAAUAUGCCACUAUAGAAUUGGUUGAAGAUGAUGACGAUGAUGAGAUUAUCGAAUCCACAAUCGAUGAAUUAGAAGCUGGCCGAUUAUUUGUAAAUUAGAAAAAAGGAAGAAGAUGAAGGAAGAAGAAUCAUCUUCAGGGGAAGUUUCAGCUUACCCUUUGUACAGUUUAGAAGAGGAAUAUGUUUUUUUUAUACUAUUGAUGUUUUGAUUUUGCUUUUAUUAGGUUUAUUGUUAUGUUUAAAUGGGUUUAUUUUUAAAUGCAAGGGGUUUAUACCUUUUGUUGGGUUAUCAAUGAAACUUUUUUAGUUUUGUUUUUGUUAUUGUAAAAUAUAUUAUGAUGGUUCUUUGAUUAAAUCAUUUUUCUUUUUUUUAAGGUUUAUACAAAUAGUUUUAGUCAGUCUUGUAUAAUAGAUGAAUUCUUAUGAAGAAAA
Messenger RNA from Spathaspora passalidarum NRRL Y-27907, 2064 nucleotides. RefSeq lists its product as uncharacterized. The transcript has a single exon. Lineage: Eukaryota; Fungi; Ascomycota; Pichiomycetes; Serinales; Debaryomycetaceae. The record is from RefSeq and is a predicted model, not a curated record. Bases 1000 to 1731 code for a protein of 243 amino acids.